Cinclus cinclus is the source of this 5045-nucleotide messenger RNA. RefSeq names its product BLM RecQ like helicase (gene BLM). The transcript has 21 exons. Bases 16 to 4128 code for a protein of 1370 amino acids. Gene Ontology annotation, cellular component: chromosome; nucleus; cytoplasm. The record is from RefSeq and is a predicted model, not a curated record. Gene Ontology annotation, biological process: double-strand break repair via homologous recombination; DNA replication; telomere maintenance. Gene Ontology annotation, molecular function: 3'-5' DNA helicase activity; hydrolase activity, acting on acid anhydrides, in phosphorus-containing anhydrides; four-way junction helicase activity. Lineage: Eukaryota; Metazoa; Chordata; Aves; Passeriformes; Cinclidae.
CGGGGCGGCCCCGCGAUGGCGGCCGUGCCGCAGAACAACCUGCGGGAGCAGCUGCGGCGGCACUCGGCCCGCGGGGCCCUGCGAGCCCCGGCACCGCCGCGGGACCGCCCGCCGGGCUUCACCUUCAAGAAGGCGCCCCGGGGCCUGGCCGCCGCCUCGGUGCUGAGGGACAAGGACGUGAACACCUUGCGGGCCCUGCCCUCGGCUCUGACGGACAGGAAAGCGCCGGCGUGGGGCUGCGUUCCGCCUCGCAGCCCCAGCCCGCAGCCGGCCUGUGCCCCCCCGGGCCCCGCCGGGCCGGCCAAGGGCCCCGCCGGCAAGGCCGGUCCCGGCCCCGUUAUCACCAUCGGCGAUGAGUGGGACGAUAUCGACGACUUCGACCUGUCGGGAAUCGAAAAGAAGUUCUCUCGGCCGCCCGUCGUGUCCCCCAAGGGGCUGCGAGCCCCCCGCAAGGAGCCCCCGCGGCCGAGCCCCCGGCCGGCCCCGGCCGGCUCUCCCGAGCAGCGCCCCGGCUCGCAGAGCUCCGUGAUCUGCCUCGAGGACUCGGCUCUCUGCAGCGGGAGCCCGCCUGCGGGGCUCGUCCUCGGCCAGGAGUCACCGGCCGGGCCCCGCCGGGAUGCGGCCGGCGCAGGUAAGGGGCUGUCUGCUGGUGCUGAAGAGGGUCUGUCCCAGGAGCAGCAGGGGGCUGGGAACAGCCCCCCAAAACUGGAUGGAGCCACCAGGCCAUGUGCAGGUGCUGAGCUGGAGGAGGAUGACCUGGACAUCAUCCCUCCCUCCCCUGAAGAGGAGCUGCCUCCCUUCUCCCCCUCUGUACAAAGUGCCAGCAGUGUUUUCAAAAACUCUCCUUCUGGUGGAAGAUGCAGCUCCGAGGCCAGGCAGGAGAAAGCUCCCACAACACAUCCUGCAGGUGAUCCCAGUGCAGGGGAUUCAGGUGAGGCCGUGCCCGUGGCCCUGCAGCUGUUCCGAGUCAUGGAGGCCAUCUGUGAGCUGGUGGAUGCCGUCCCCCUGCAGGAGCUGCAGGCCCUGGGCUGUGCCAGAGCCCUGCUGCAGCACAGGGACCUCAGGAGAAAAUUGCUUGCUAAUUCUGUCAGUUUGAACCAAAAUGGCAUAAAUGCCACUUUUCCUAGAAGCUGGAGGUCUCCCAUGGAGCAGGGCCCUCAUGUGUGUCCUGGUGCAGGCUCAGGUUCCGGCCCAAACUGGAGCUUCAGUUCUGACAGAAGCUCCCCCAAAUCCACAAACCUCCAAUCGGUGCUUUCUGCUCAUUCCAGCAACUCUUCUGCCACAACAAAUCAAACCUUGGACACCUCUUGUGCCUCAAAGCAGGGCGUUGAGGAUCUGCCCAGCCCAGGAACUGCAGGGCUGCCCUGUCCCAAGGGAGGUGGCAGGGAGGGAGCUUCCCUCAAGCUCAGCCUCCAGUCCUGCAGCAGCAGCUGGGACCAAACUGCGGGAACAAGGACUGGGAACCAGCCCCCGAGCAGCACAGCCCUGAGGGCUCAGAGCACAGCUCCCAGGGCCAGUCCUGCAGGGAACACCUUGGAGACAAGUGAUCCAGACUUGGACCUGGAGCUCUUUGACAUGGAUGACUUCGAUGAGGACUGGGAGAGCCCGGGGGCUGCUCCAGCCCCACCCACGCCUGUCACAGAGGGGCCUCCUGCCAAAUCCCUCUUGUCCAAGAUUAUGUCCAGAGCCAAAGGGUCUGUGGGAUCUGAUCCUGCUGCUCCAAAGCCAGGCCUGCUGGUGGCAACAAAGAAUCAUCCAGAUCCAGUGAUUCAUAACCCUGCACUGGAGCGUUUCAGGGGUAUGAAAUUUCCCCAUUCUGCAGAAAUGAUGAAUAUAUUUCACAGGAAGUUUGGACUGCACUCUUUCAGGACAAACCAGCUGGAGGCCAUCAAUGCUGCUCUGCUGGGAGAGGAUUGCUUCAUCCUCAUGCCCACAGGAGGUGGGAAGAGCUUGUGCUACCAGCUACCAGCCUGUGUCUCUGCCGGGGUCAGCAUCGUUAUUUCUCCACUGAGGUCACUGAUCAUCGAUCAGGUUCAGAAGCUGAAGACUUUAGAUAUUGCUGCAACAUACCUGACUGGUGACAGAACAGAUGCUGAUGCCUCAAAAAUCUACAUGCAGUUGUCAAAGAAGGACCCUGUCAUAAAGCUGCUGUAUGUCACCCCUGAGAAGGUGUGUGCCAGCAGCCGCCUGAUGUCCGCCCUGGAGAACCUCUACGACAGGAAACUCUUGGCACGUUUUGUUAUCGAUGAGGCCCACUGUGUCAGCCAGUGGGGCCACGACUUCCGGCAGGACUACAAGCGGCUGAACAUGCUGCGCAGAAAGUUCCGCUGCGUGCCCAUGAUGGCCCUCACUGCCACGGCCAACCCCCGCGUGCAGAAGGACAUCCUCAACCAGCUCGAGAUGCUCAAACCACAAGUGUUUACAAUGAGCUUCAACAGGCAUAACUUGAAAUAUGAUGUGUUGCCCAAGAAGCCAAAGAAGGUGGCGAUGGAUUGCUUGGAAUGGAUUAAAAAAUAUCACCCCCAUGACUCUGGGAUAAUCUAUUGCCUUUCCCGGCACGAGUGUGACACCACAGCAGCCAUCCUGCAGAAGGAGGGGCUGGCUGCCCUGGCCUACCAUGCUGGCCUCACCGACUCCAACAGGGACCUUGUGCAGCAGAAGUGGGUUAAUCAGGAGGGAUGCCAGGUGAUCUGUGCAACGAUUGCCUUUGGAAUGGGCAUUGACAAACCCGACGUGCGCUACGUGAUCCACGCGUCCCUUCCCAAAUCCAUCGAAGGUUACUACCAGGAGUCUGGCAGGGCUGGGCGGGAUGGAGAGAUGUCCCACUGCCUGCUCUUCUACAGCUACAGUGAUGUGACCAGGCUGAGAAGGCUCAUCCUGAUGGAGAAGGAUGGGAACAGCCACACGAGGCAGACCCACUUCAACAACCUGUACAGCAUGGUGCACUACUGUGAGAAUGUGGUCGAGUGCCGCCGUGUCCAGCUGCUUGCCUACUUUGGGGAAACCAACUUCAACCCCACCUUCUGCAAAGAUCACCCAGAAGUGAUUUGUGACAACUGCAGCAGGAAGAAGGAUUACAAAUCAAGGAAUGUGACCGAGGAUGUGAAGAGCAUCGUGCGCUUUGUGCGCGAGCACUGCGGCCAGGCAGGGUGGCUGAACGGCAAGAGGAAUCCAGGCUCUGGCAGGUACACCCUCAACAUGAUGGUGGACAUUUUCUUAGGUUCAACGAGUGCCAAGAUUCAGUCUGGAAUAUUUGGGAAGGGGGCUGCCUAUUCCAGGCACAAUGCUGAAAGGCUGUUUAGAAAACUGGUCCUGGACAAGAUCCUGGAUGAGGAUUUGUACAUCACAGCUAAUGACCAGGCAGUGGCAUAUGUCAUUCUGGGAGAGAGAGCUCAGGCUGUGCUGGAUGGGUCACUCCAGGUGGAGUUCCACGAGACAGAGAGUGCCAGUUCCAUCAGAAGGCAAAGGGCUUCCAUGGCAAAGAUGUCCCAGCGGGAAGAAGUGGUUAAACAGUGCCUCAGUGAACUUACAGACACCUGCAAAACCCUGGGCAAAGUUUUUGAUGUGCAUUACUUCAAUAUUUUCAGUACUUCCACACUAAAGAAAAUAGCAGAAACCUUGUCCUCAGAUGUGGAGGUGUUGCUGCAGAUCGAUGGUGUCACAGAAGACAAACUGGAGAAAUAUGGUGCAGAAAUCAUUAAAGUGAUGGAUAAGUACUCAGAAUGCUCCUUCCCAGAGGACGCUGCCUGCCCAGGUGUGGACACAGCUACGGGCAGCACUGGCUCUCUGGGCAGCGAUGCAGAAGCAGAGGAUGCAGGUACAACCUCCAGCUAUUUUGGCAAUAACACAAACCAGAGGAGGAAAAGGAAGCGGCCACCAAACUCCAGGGACUCCAAGAGGAAGAAGACGAGUGCUGGUGGCAGCCAGCAGUUCCAGCCCAGAGGUGGCUACAGCAGGUACAGAAGGACCAAGAAGCUUCCGAGCUCGAAGACUCCAACUUCCUCUGGUGCCAGCUCCGUGUCCUACAGCACUGGUGGCACACAGGGAGCUGCUGGGAAGCUGGCCAUGAUGGCACUACCCAAACCCAAAUCCAGGAGCUUCCUUCAGCCUUCGUAUUCCAUAUUUUAACUGCAAAAUGCCAUUACUGAAUGAAUUUCCCCAAGAUGGAAUCAUUGUUUAUUAAAUUUUUGUUUCAUUUGCUGCUGCUAAACCUUCCGGGACUUGUGUAUUUGUCAGUACAAAAGCUCACAUUAAAUAAAUAUUUUUUAACUUGUCAGUUUAUUUGGGCCUACUGGUGAGUGGUUCUAGAAACUGUCCCCUGUUGGUGACACUCCUCCCUGUGAUCCUGAUUUACAGCCCCUCAGGGGCAUGAUUGGGACCACAGAUGCUGGGGGCUGUGUGUCACCAAAACUGACUCUGUCCUUGCUGGAGAGCUGGGCAAAGGGCAGGGUAAGAAGGAAAAAAGGUAAGGAAUAUUUUUAACUCUCCCACUUGAUUCCCCACCUCCUGGAACUGGGAGCGCCUAACCCUGCCCUGGGUGUGCAUUUUUUUUCAGUUAGUGUUUUUUUGUUUUUUUUUUUUUUUUUUUCUUUUUAAACCGUUAUCUUGUCAGUGCCAUGGCACAGGGUGCAGGAGCUGCCUCCUGGCCCUGCUGUGCUGCCGGCCCAGGCACGGCGAUGCCGCUGUGGGCUGUGAGGGGCGGCUGUGCCCUCAUGGCUGUGAGGGGCGGCUGUGUCCUCAUGGCUGUGCCCUCAUGGCUGUGAGGGGCGGCUGUGUCCUCAUGGCUGUGCCCUCAUGGCUGUGUCCUCCCGGUUGUGCCCGCAGCACCGGGCAGGGCACACGGGCCCUUCCUCGGCUUGCCUGGAGCCGAGCAUUUCACCCGCUGUUCCUGGGCAACGAGUCCGUAUGCUUGGGGUUGGGAGGGACCUUAAAGCUCAUCCCGUUCCACCCCUGCCACGGCAGGGACACUGCCACCGUCCCACGCUGCUCCAGGCCCCAAUGUGCAGCCUGGCCUUGGGCACUGCCAGGGAUCCAGGGGCAGCCAC